Molecule: messenger RNA, 3933 nt
Organism: Chiloscyllium plagiosum (whitespotted bambooshark)
Lineage: Eukaryota; Metazoa; Chordata; Chondrichthyes; Orectolobiformes; Hemiscylliidae
Product: indian hedgehog protein-like
Biological process (GO): multicellular organism development; regulation of gene expression; cell fate specification
Molecular function (GO): calcium ion binding; patched binding
Source: RefSeq, a predicted model, not a curated record
GUGUGAGAGAGAGGUCUAGUGUCCUCUCCCCUGUGUGAGUGUGUCUGUGUGUGUGUACACGGGGGGAGUGAGUGGUCAGGGGCGCGGUUGGCAGAGGGUGCGGUCUCUGCAGAGUCGGAUCUGAGGGAACUCUCAGCGACUGUGACUGACUGCCGGAGCCAUUCAAGAGGUUCAGACCGGAGGUCCCACUCCGACUCUCUCUCUCUCUCUCUCCGCCCGGAGCUCAGGGGAGGGUGGGAAGACUGAUCAGCCAUAGAGCGCUGUCCCAGAGGGACUCUAUCUCUCAUUGAUCCCUCACUGAUCCCUCUCUCUCUUGUCACCUUCCUGCCUCACUUGUUCCUUUUCCAAUUACAGUCACUUUCUUGUCCCUUUCUGCUUCUCUGUCACUCUCUCACCUGCUCUGAGAUUCUCUCUCUCUCUCUCUGUGGAUCUGUCACUUGCUGUGUUGGUGAGUGAGCAGACAGAUUAACUCUCUGUCAGUCUCUGCCUUUGUCAGGGCUCUCCCUUCUCCAACCACCAGUGCAUGUUCCUGAGCCAUUCCACCCGCUCAAUUUUCACCUCCCCUGGUUCUCCCUCGCUCUCCCCUGUUUCUGUGACCCUCUCUUUCCUCUUGAAGCCUCUCCCCAUCUCUUCACCUCUCUAUUCUUGUUCCCUCUCCAUAUCCUCUUUAUUAAUCUUCCUCUCUCACCACCGCUCCUCUAACAUCACUCUCUUUCUAUCCUUUUAAUAUCACUCUCUUUUCUAUCCCUCUAUACCAUCCCUUUCUCUUUCUAUCCCUCUGUUAUCCCCCUUUCCACCCCUCUGUAUUACCGUUCUCUUUUCCACCUCUCUAAUAUCCCUCUCUCUCUCUCACCCUCUGCGCCAAAACCCCCCUCUGUUUCUCUCUGUGUCCCUAUCUCUCCAUCCUGCACACCCGGCCCUUCCUUGUAACUCUUCCUUCCUUGCCACUCGGAAUAUUCCCGCUGUCUUAUUGCUUUUGCCUGUGUUUCCAGCUCCAACCACGAGGGUAAAUCCCUCCCUUGCCCCUCUGCGGGGUUUCCCCCACCCCACCUUUAUGCGGUGACAGAGCCAGAGAGAGAGAGACAGAGGAGGCGGCUGGACCCGCUGCGCUCCCUGGGCAACACGGCUCCCCUGAAUGGGGCAGAGUCGGGGCUCCUGCUGCAGGGGGUUAACUGAGGUCCCCUUGCGUUGGUUUUAGGAGGUGUUGCCAAUAUCCCCCCCUGGAUCAAGGGGUAGGGGAGUUAGAAGGAGGAGGAUUGUAACUGAUAGUGCUGAUCUGACAGAGAGAGAGAGGGAGAGACCCGUGUACCAUGAGAGUUCACUGGAGCGUGUCCUUAGUCCUGGUUAGCGGCUGCUCUCUGCUGCUCUGGCCCGCCGUGAUGUCUUGCGGGCCGGGUCGGGGUUACGGGAGCAGGAGGAGACAGAACCGCAAACUCACGCCGCUCUCCUACAAACAAUUCAUCCCGAGCGUGCCCGAGAAAACGCUGGGAGCCAGCGGCAAGUCCGAGAGCAAGAUCACCAGGAAUGCGUCCCGUUUCAAGGAGCUAAUUCCCAACUACAACCCGGACAUCAUCUUCAAAGACGAGGAGAAAUCCGGUGCCGACAGACUGAUGACUCAGCGGUGUAAAGAUAAGCUGAAUGCUCUGGCGAUCUCUGUCAUGAACCAGUGGCCAGGGGUGAGGCUGAGAGUAACAGAAGGCUGGGAUGAAGACGGUCACCACUCUGUGGAAUCCUUGCAUUACGAGGGUCGAGCUGUGGAUAUCACCACCUCGGAUCGAGAUCGCUCCAAGUACGGGAUGCUGGCCCGUCUGGCAGUGGAAGCAGGAUUUGACUGGGUCUAUUAUGAAUCCAAGGCUCAUAUCCACUGUUCUGUCAAAUCAGAUCAUUCCAUGGCGGCAAAGACUGGUGGCUGCUUCCCUGGAAACGCCAGCGUCCUGAUGGAAGAUGGCAGGAGGAAGAGAGUGUCUGACCUCCAGCCUGGAGACCGUGUACAGACUGUGGAUCACGGAGGGAAUGUUGUUUUCAGCAGCUUCGUGACCUUCCUGGACCGGGACCCCAGGGCGGUGAAGGUGUUUCACCAGCUAGAGACCCUGGAGCCACCUCGCAGGCUGCUCCUGACGGCUGCCCACCUGGUGUUUGUGGCCGACAACUUCACAUCGGACCCGGGAAAGUUCAGAGCCACCUUCGCCAGCAACGUGAGGGUCGGCCAGUACUUGUACGUGGUGGGCCAUUCGGGCCAUCGGCCGGCGAGGGUGACCGGCAUCUCGAUGCGCGAACUCGAGGGCGCCUAUGCCCCUUUGACCCAGCACGGCACCCUGGUGGUGAACGGUGUAUUGGCAUCCUGUUUCGCGGCCAUUGAUGGGCAUGGACUAGCGCAUCUAGCCUUCGCCCCCCUACGCCUCUGCUACCAGUUGACCUCCAUCUUCGGUGGGGGCGCAUCGCGGCAGGAGGGCGUGCAUUGGUACUCCUGGCUCCUGUACCAACUGGGCAGGCUCCUCCUCAGCGCUGAGUACUUUCACCCGUGGGGCAUGGCACAGAGCUGAGGGGCAGGCGGGGGAAUUGAGUCUUUACGGAGAGUAAACUUGGGAGGGUGCAAGCUUAACGCUGGUCGUGCCUCCCCCAUCCCCUACCAGUGAUGGGUGCCUAGGGGUGAAUCACACGGGUGAAAGGUUGGGGAGUCCUCUGCUUCAAUGGCCCCAAGGAUCUAAAUCAUCACAAUGGACGAGGGAUUUCGGGAUGUCGCUUAACCUCCGUGGAGCCACCUCCACCCCCACCCCAAUCGUCAUUUAAAACAGGACGCACAGCAGUUGAGUGUUGGAAUUUGCAUCAAUGGGCACUAACCCCAAUCUUGCUUGUCUCACCUCUGACUGAAUUACACUGGACCCUCCUUUGCUUCGUAGCCAGAGGAUUCGAAACCUCAGUGCUGGCUUCAACCGCGCAACGUACAAAACAGCCAGAGAUCAUUGCAUAAAGAUGUGCAGGCAUAAUCUCAGACUCUGUUUCAAAGUCAUGUAUCCUGCCCAUGUUCAUGUAUUAUUUUUAUCAUAUCUCUGUUACAAAUCGCUACAUCCCCCAUUUCGAAUGAGAAUUGCCUAUGUAAACAUGUCACACUGCAGUUGCAUCCCCUGGCCACUGGUGGUGCUACAGGCAGUUUUGCUUAAUAGUGUGGACCUGGGAAUAUAUAAUUGGAUAAAAAUGUGUGUGCAGAUGUAAUUAAUAAUAUAGAUGUAUGUAUAUCAGAAAAUUACUGUUGUCGCAGGGAGAAGGCUUUAACCAUACUGUCAAAUCCAAGUGGAUAGAGGUUCAUGGCUUGAGUCCUAAUAUUUACUUUGCUGCUGAAACAAGUGAAUUAACAUUUUCCUUAUCAGUGCCUCCGCAUCAUCAGAUACUGAACUAAACAAAUCAGAUAGAAGCCUAGUGCUUAGCUUAUGAGUUUCUGUUCACAGAUAUAAAAGCUCCAGUGCAACAAAAUCUAAAGUUGCUAACUCUGGUUGGGUUUAUUCCUAGAGAUUUCACAAACAAAGAAACUAGGAUCAGACCACUCAGCCCUUUGAGUCUGUUUUGUCUUUCAAUAUAAUCAUGGCUAAUCAUUUAAAUCAAUACUGUUCCCUCUUUCUCCCCAAAGCUUUUGAUCCCUUUAGCCCGAAGAACUAUAUCUAACUCUUUCUUGAAAACAUUCAAUGUUUUGACUCAACCACUUUUUCUGGCAUAGAAUUCACAGGCUCGCUAUUCUCUGGCUGAAAAAAACUUCUCACGUGACUUCCUGUGGUUUUAUCAUGUGACUUCCCUGUCUCUAAUAGGUCCACACUGCAACCCAAACCCAACAGCUAAUAAAUCAAAGUUUUCAGAAAAAAGUGAUAAUUUUAUUUUAAAUGGCACUAUGAAGUGGUAUGGUGGCUCAGCGGUUAGCAUUGCUACCUCAUAGUGCCAGGG